UUCGGAUAUUUGGUGGCGGCUCCGAUUGGAGCCUUUUGCCAUGAGGAACUUCAAAGGAGUCGACUUCGUGACUUUGCUUUGCAGCAAGGAGGAGGCCCAGGAGCUGCUGUCUGACUUGAAGGAGUUCCUGUCCAGAUCCCGGACUGAUUUUCCCAGCAGCCGCUAUGAUGCUGAGAGAAGGCAAGUUUGUGACACCAUCCUGAGGGCUUGCAACCAGCAGCUGACUGCCAAGAUCCUUUGCCCCCGGCACCUGCAGAGUCUGCUGAGGCUGGCAGAGCUGGCCUGUGAUGGCUAUUUGUCGUCCACUCCACAGCGCCCUCCUCUCUAUCUGGAACGGAUUCUUUUCAUCUUACUUCGGAAUGGUUUGGCUCAGGGCAGCCCAGACACUGUGCUCUGCCUUGCCCAGCCUCUCCAUGCCUGUUUGGUGCAGAGCUCUCGAGAGGCUGCGCCUCAGGACUAUGAGGCCGUGGCCCGCGGCAGUUACUCUCUGCUUUGGAAGGGAGCAGAAGCACUGUCAGAGCGGCAAGCGGCCUUCUCAACCCGGCUGAAGGCCUUGAGUUUUUUAGUACUCUUGGAGGAUGACAGCGUCCCUUGUGAGGUCCCUCACUUUGCUUCUCCAACGGCCUGUCGCGUAGUAGCUGCCUACCAGCUGUUUGAUGCUAGUGGACGUGGCCUAGAUGAAGCGGAGGCUGACUUCCUGUAUGACUUGCUCUCUAGGCAUGUGAUCAGCGUCUUGGUAGGUGAGGGUGGGCGCGCUCCUGGUCCUCUUUCUCCCCAGAGGGCCCUCUGCCUCCUGGAACUCACCUUAGAGCACUGUCGUCGCCUCUGCUGGAGCCACCACCACCACAAGGCUACUAGCGCAGUGGAGAAGGCUCGUGACCACCUAGAGAACAGCAGUGUAGCGCCCAGCCUCCAGGUUUGCCAGGUGGGGCUUGAGCUGCUGGAAGCUGCAGAAAAAAGACCAGGGACAGUGGCCCAGCUUCUGAUGAAGGCAUCGGCUAUUCUGAACAACAGUCUGGAGGCACCAUUGCCCCCGCUUCGGGCCUUGUAUGACAGCUGCCAGUUCUUCCUUUCAAGCCUGGAGAGAGGCAUCAAGGGGCGCUAUGGACUCGAUGCCAUAUUGAACCUCUUUGCUUUUCUUGGAGGAUACUGCUCCCUUGUCCGGCAGCUUCGAGAUGUCUGUGGAGUUUCCUCCAAGCAGCAGCAGUCUUUGCUUCAGAUGCACUUCCAGGGUCUUCACCUUUUCACCGGGAUGGUGUACGACUUUGCCCAAAGCUGUCAGGCAGCUGAGCUGGCCCAGCUAGUGGACAGUUGCAGGUCUACUGUUACCUGGAUGCUGGAGGCCUUAGCGGAUCUGUCAGGCAGAGAGCUGACAGACUACCUGGGGACGACUGCCUCUUACAGCAGCAACUUGGCCUACAGCUUCUUCAGUCACAAGCUCUAUGAUGAGGCCUGUGCCAUCUUGGAGCCAGUCUGUCAGCACCUGGGCUUGGCAAAGUUCGGUGCUUGCCCUGAGGUGCCUCCUGAGAAGCUGCAUAGGUGCUUCCGGCUGCAUGUGGAGAGUCUGAAGAAGCUGGGUAAACAGGCCCAGGGCUGCGAGAUGGUGACCUUAUGGCUGGCAGCUCUGCAACCUUACAGCUUUGAACACAUGGUGGAGCCAGUCACUUUCUGGGUUCGGGUCAAAAUGGAUGCAGCCAGGGCAGGAGACAAGGAGCUGCAGCUGAAGACUUUGCGAGACAGCUUAAGUUGCUGGGACCCAGAGACACAGGUCUCGUUGCUGAGGGAGGAGCUGCGGGCCUACAAGGCAGUGCGUGUUGACACUGGACAGGAGCGCUUCAAUGUCAUCUGUGAUCUGCUGGAGCUCAGCCCUGAAGAGACGGCAGCUGGAGCCUGGGCACGAGCUACCCACCUGGUGGAACUGGCUCAGGUGCUAUGCUACCACAACUUUGCCCAGCAGACCGACUGCUCUGCCUUGGAUGCUAUCCAGGAAGCCCUGCAGCUUUUGGAGUCUGUGAGGCCUGAGGUGCAGGAACAAGAUUGCCUUCUGGACGAUAAAGCACAGGCCUUGUUAUGGCUCUAUAUCUGUACCUUGGAGACCAAAAUGCAGGAAGGUAUCGAGCGGGAUCGGAGGGCCCAGGUCCCUACUACAAUGGAGGAGUUUGAAGUCAAUGACCUGAACUAUGAAGAUAAACUCCAGGAAGAUCGUUUCCUGUAUAGUAACAUCGCCUUCAACCUGGCUGCUGACGCAGCUCAGUCCAGAUGCCUAGACCAAGCCUUGACCCUGUGGAAGGAAGUACUGACAAAGGAGCCAGCCCCAGCUGUGCGGUGUCUCCAGCAGACCUUGGCUUCCCUUCAAAUCCUUGUGGCCCUCUAUCAGUUGGUGGCAAAGCCCCUACAGGCCCUGGAGACCCUCCUGCUUCUUCAGACUGUGUCUAAGAGACUACAGGACCACGCAAAAGCAGUCAGCGUUUCCUGCCAGCUCACCCAGCAACUCUUGAGCCUUGGCUGUCCCAGCUAUGCCCAGUUGUACCUGGAGGAAGCGGAGUCAGGCCUGAAGCGUCUGGACCAGACUACCGACACCUAUCAGCUGCUGUCCCUGACCUGUGCUCUGCUGCGCAGUCAGUUCUGCUGGGCUGACCAGAAGGUCACUGAAGGUGUUUCUCUACUGCUUUCUGUCCUUGGGAAUCCUGCCCUCCAGAAGUCUUCCAAGGCUUGGUACUUGCUGCGUGUCCAGGCCCUGCAAACAUUGGCUUCCUACCUUAGCCUCUCUUCGAACCUUCUCUCAAGUGUUCUGCGUGAGCAGCUCUGGGAUCAAGGCUGGCAGACCCCCGAGACAGCACUCUUAGAUGCCCAUAAGCUCCUCCGAAGCAUUGUCAUCCUGCUUAUGGGUGGAGAUGUGCUCUCACUUCAGAAAGCAGCUGCGCAGUCAUCCUUCCUAGACUACGGUGAAAAAUCUAGUGCAAAAGUGCAAGUUCUUACAGAGGUGCUGAGCUGCUCAGAGAAGCUCAUCAGCCGCCUGGGCCAUCUGGGGAAUGUGAAUGAAGCCAAGGCCUUUUGCUUAGAGGCCCUGAAACUCACAACCAAGCUGCAGAUACCUCACCAGUGUGCCCUGUUCCUUGUACUGAAAGGUGAGCUGGAGCUGGCCCGAGGUGACAUUGACCUCUGUCAGUCAGACUUGCAGCAGGUUCUGUUCCUGCUGGAGUCUUCCACAGAGUUUGGUGGGGUGACCCAGCACCCAGAUUGUGUGAAAAAGGUCCAUAUGCAGAAAGGGAAGCAGCAGGCCCAAGUUUCCUGUUGCCCGCAGCUCCCAGAGGAGGAACCCUUCCUAAGAGGCCCUGCCCUGGAGCUGGUGGCCACUGUGCUCAAGGAACCUGGCCCUACCCAACCCUCUGCAAACUCCUCCCCAGUCCUGAAAACCAAGCCCCCACCUGACCCUGUCCUGUCCCACUCACCCACCUGUGACUGCUUGCUGUGCUCCAGCCCUGUCCUCUCGGCAGUCUGUCUGCGCUGGGUGUUGGUCACUGCAGGAGCAAAGCUGGCCAUGGGUCAGAAAGCCCCGGGCCUGGAUCUGCUGCGAGCUGUGCUGAAAGGUUGCCCUGCAACCACCAAGCGCUUCACACAAAAUCUUCAAGCUUCGCUGAAACACAGGACACCCCCCCUCUCCUGUCCGAGCCUCUUUGAUGAGCUCAUGGCUCAAGUGUACACACGCCUGGCACUGGAAUGCCUGAACCAGACACCUGAAAAGAGCUUGGGAAAGGUCCUGGCUACGGGGCUGAAGUUUGUGGCAACACGGAUACAAUACUUGGAGUUCUGGCAAGCCAACCUGCUCUUGAUUCAGGCUCUUGCAAAGCUGGCUAGCUUCAGCUGCUGUACUUCCCAACUUUUUGCAAGCACCUGGGGCUGGCAGCCACCAUUGGUAAAAGUUUCCACAGUCUUAAAACCUUCUAAGGUUCGGAGACAAAAGUACUCUGGAGAGGGCCGCCGGCAGGCAGCCUCUGCUCUCCCUCCCGUCUCUAAUAUCUCUCAGAAAGGUCUGGAAGAGGAUGGGCUACCUUGUACCCCUAAGCCCCCUGGCCGGGCUAGGCAGGCUGGCCCUCAUGUCCCUUUUACCAUAUUUGAAGAAGUCUACACUACAAAAAGCAAAGCCGAGGUUCCCUUGGCCCCCAAGGUACAUAGGAGGGGUCAACCAGACUCGCCUCAAGGUAAGUGAAACUUCAGUGAUGACAGUGACCUGAAGACCUUGUCUCAGCUAAGCACACUUGUAGAGGAACCUAAGAGAAGAGGCACUGCUGGCCGGGGGUCGGGGCCAAACUAGGAAGGGGCUCAAGCUUGAAGACAGAUGCAGUAGUUUGCUGCAGGUAGUGCCCCUGGACACAUCAGUCUCAGUGGGAGGGGUCGUCCCAAGAAGGUGGCUUCAAAACAUUGUGAAGAAGAGAGUCCCAGUAAACAGCGCUCUGUGUCCGGGCUAAGCCUGGGACCCGAGGUCAUGAGAACUAUCCCUGAAGAGGAGCUGACGGACAGCCACCCUGGAAUGAGCUUUGAAACGCUCAGGGGUUCCGAUGGGGAAGACUCGGCCUCAGGUGUGAAGACGGCAGCUGCAGGCCCUGGCCUGCCCAUAGGAGAGUGUGAGGUGUUGAGACGGGAGUCCUGCAAGGCAGAGCUGCCUGCCCUAUACCCUGACAAGGAGGCCGGGAGUGACCCUAGUACUUGGCUCCCACCGCACUCAGUUUCUGUACCCAUUGAUCUUUCUACCCUGGACUCCAUCACUGACUCACUGAGCAUCGCCUUCCGUGGUGUCAGUCACUGCCCUCCCAGUGGCCUCUACUCCCACCUCUGCCGACUCCUGGCUUUGUGCCUGGGCCACCGGGAUCCCUAUGCCACUGCGUUUCUUGUUGCUGAAUCUGUGUCCAUCACCUGUCGCCACCAGCUGCUCACCCAUCUGCACCGACAGCUCAGCAAAGCCCAGAAGCAGCAAGGAUCACCAGAAUUAGCAGAGCGUCUACAAGAGCUGAACCUGAAAGAGAGAUCUGGAGAUGUCCCCUUGGCCCGCAUCCAGCGCCUCUUUUCCUUCAGGACUUUGGGAUCUGGCUACUUCCCCCAGGCAGAGAAGGACAGUUUCCAGGAACGCCUGGCUGAGAUCCCCACUGGGGUGACCGUCUGUGUGUUGGCUCUGGCCACCCUCCAGCCUGGAACCUUGAGUAACACUCUCCUGCUGACCCGACUGGAAAAGGACAACCCCCCAGUUACUGUGAAGAUUCCCACUGCCCAAAACAAGUUACCACUAAGCUCCGUUCUGAAAGAGUUUGAUGCCAUCCAGAAGGACCAGAAAGAAAACAGCAGCUGUACAGAGAAGCGGGCAUGGUGGACAGGGAGACUGGCACUAGAUCAAAGAAUGGAGGAACUCAUUACCUCGCUGGAAGAGCAUGUGCUGGGCUGCUGGCGGGGGCUGCUGCUGCCAUCCAGUGCAGACCCUGGCUCUGCGCAGGAGGCCUCCCGCUUAAAGGAGCUGCUGCAGGAGUGUGGCUGGAGAUACCCUGACUGCACUCUCCUAAAAGUCAUUCUUAGUGGUGCCAGAAUCCUCAACAGCCGGGAUGUUCAGGCCUUGGCAUAUGGGCUAUGCCCAGCCCAGCCAGAGCGUGCCCGAGUGCUCCUGAGUGAGGCAAUAGAACGGGUGCAGAGCCAGGUGACCCCUCCCAGUCAGCAUCUCGUGUUGGUGCUAGACAAGGACCUGCAAAAACUACCAUGGGAAAGCAUGCCCAGCCUCCGGGCACUGCCCGUCACCCGGCUGCCCUCCUUCCACUUCCUACUCAGCUACUCUAUCACUAAAGAGGCUGGGGCAUCAUCGGUGCUGAGCCAAGGUGUGGACCCACGGAAUACCUUCUAUGUCCUAAACCCUCACAGUAACCUGACAAGCACAGAGGAGCGAUUUCGAGCCAGUUUUAGCAGUGAAACUGGCUGGAAAGGAGUGAUUGGGGAAGUCCCGAGCCUGGAGCAGGUUCAGGCUGCCCUGACAGAGCACGACUUAUACAUCUAUGCAGGGCACGGAGCUGGCGCCCGGUUCCUUGAUGGGCAGGCUAUCCUGCGGCUGAGCUGCCGGGCAGUGGCCCUGCUGUUUGGCUGUAGCAGUGCAGCCCUCGCUGUGCAUGGCAGUCUGGAGGGAGCUGGAAUCGUGCUCAAGUACAUCAUGGCUGGCUGCCCCUUGUUUCUAGGUAACCUCUGGGAUGUGACUGACCGGGACAUUGACCGUUAUACGGAGGCUUUGCUUCAGGGCUGGCUAGGAGCAGGCCCAGGGGCCCCCCUUCUCUACUAUGUCAGCCAGGCCCGCCAGGCUCCUCGACUCAAGUACCUUAUUGGUGCUGCACCUGUAGCCUAUGGCCUACCUGUCUCUCUACAAACAUCCUGAAGCUGGCUUAUCUGUGGUAGAGGCUAUGUGACUAUCUACCUUCAAACGUAGUUUUAAUUAACUAUUUAGAAUUUUUAAAGUGGUUUUUCCCUGGUGUUUUGUAUGAAAUGUUUCCUUUUAAUGUGACCUUAAUAAAGAUAUAUGCCAAGCCUCA
This is a messenger RNA of Arvicola amphibius (Eurasian water vole), 6557 nucleotides long. It is a transcript of the gene Espl1, whose product is annotated as extra spindle pole bodies like 1, separase. Lineage: Eukaryota; Metazoa; Chordata; Mammalia; Rodentia; Cricetidae. Gene Ontology annotation, cellular component: centrosome; mitotic spindle; cytoplasm. Gene Ontology annotation, molecular function: cysteine-type endopeptidase activity. Gene Ontology annotation, biological process: meiotic chromosome separation; proteolysis. The record is from RefSeq and is a predicted model, not a curated record.